Messenger RNA from Melanotaenia boesemani (Boeseman's rainbowfish), 1836 nucleotides. RefSeq lists its product as uncharacterized. NCBI's taxonomy places the organism in Eukaryota, Metazoa, Chordata, Actinopteri, Atheriniformes, Melanotaeniidae. The record is from RefSeq and is a predicted model, not a curated record. Gene Ontology annotation, biological process: DNA integration. Gene Ontology annotation, molecular function: nucleic acid binding. The coding region runs from base 19 to 1278 and encodes 419 amino acids. The transcript has 2 exons.
AUAAAAGAACUUCUUUCAAUGCUCGGGAUUAGAAAAUCCCACACCUCUCCUUAUCAUCCCCAGGGUGAUGCGCAGCCUGAGCGAUUCAACAGAACACUUCUGUCUAUGCUUGGUACUUUGGAGGCGUCCCGAAAACAGAACUGGAGCCAACAUAUCAGUCAGCUGGUGCAUGCAUACAACUGCACUAAGAAUGAUGCUACAGGUUUCUCUCCAUAUUGUUUAAUGUUCGGACGAGAGGCCAGAUUGCCAGUCGACAUCUGUUUUGGUACUACUUUCAAUAAGGAGACACAGUCGUCUCAUAUUCAGUAUGUGGAAAAGGUGAAACAAGAUCUUCAAAAAGCCUAUAAGCUUGCAUCAGAAGCAGCCACAAAAAAUCACCUGAGGAAUAAAACUCUGUACAAUCAUCGUGUUAGAGAUCAACCACUGGCUGAAGGGGACAGAGUGUUACUGAGAAACGUUGGUCUUACAGGAAAGCACAAGCUUCAAGAUCGCUGGAGGUCCACUCCUUACGUUGUCAUUAAGAAGUUGCCCAACUUACCGGUAUAUCGGGUGAAACCUGAACAUGGCCCUGAAGUUGUUAAAACUCUUCAUCGUGACCAUCUGUUACCUAUUGGUUAUCUGGUCCGAUUGCCUGCGUGGUCUCAGAACACAGAAAAAGUCCCAAAGCCACGAGUCACACGGCUGCAGCAAGCACAAAAGCGACAAAGAAAAGUGCGUCACCCAUCAUCUCCUGAUUUAAUGACAGAUAGCAUGUCAGGGUCAGAAAGUGAGGAUCCAUGUGGGAUCCGGAGUUUUGAUAUGGAUGAAGUGAAGAAGCAUCUUUCUGUUCCCAACCAUGCAAUAGACAAUAAUGAGAGCUCAGGUGAAGCAAACUCGGGAUUGUCUGUCGAUGAGCAGAGUGAAGGAGACGAUGCAACACCUGAAAAUAAGUUGUCUGACUCUGAUUCUCCAGAGUCUGUGGGUGAUGAAAGUCUGACCCGAGACACUGAAACUGACAUUGAGCCAGAGAGACCCUCUCCCUCGAGAUCUGCAAAGACAAAAGGUCUCCCAAAAAUCAGAAAGUCACAGCGAGACAUUAAACCAGUCAUUCGCUUGACUUAUGAUGAACCUGGACACCCUACUGAGGAACCAGUGACUAUUGUGCAUCAUGGAAUGGUUAUCCAGGUGAACCUCAGUUCCAAACGAAAAUAUAGUGACACAGCAGGUUAUACACCUAAACAGUCUAACAGAGAGAGAAAGUAUGUAAUGACCCCAGACAAAAGAGCAUGGGUUAGAUGAGGACAUCUACCUUUUAAGAAAGGGGAGGAUGUAGCCCGGAUACAAUAAUCUUGUAUUUGGUGUAAAUAAUAGUAAAAAGUUUAAAAGAAAUGUUGUAAAAGUGACGGAGUCAUAUUUAAAGUUCAUGUAAUGUUAUGUGUAGUUCAUAUAAAAUAUGUUCAAGGUUAAAAUCAGCACUAAUAGCUCAUUCUGUUUAUAACAGAGCCAUGUGUGACCACAAUCUAACUUGUUUGUUUUGAGACUGGAUGUUUUUCCAUCUUUGAAAUAUGAUUGGUUAUCAGUGAGCUGUCAGACCAAUGCAACUGUGUGAGGGGCGGGAUUAGACAGCAUGAUUAUGUGCACUGUAGUGGGACAGCACGUGAAGCAGACGUAGCGUGCAUUAGGAAGAUAGCAGAGAAACAUGUUCAAGCCUGAUCGCGGUGGAUGCCGAGUUUGCCGUUUGGUGUAGGACAUUGUAACUCUGGCAGGGAGAGGCCUAGGAGACUUUCCUUGGACUUUGUGUGGAGCAUCAGGAUCCGGGUUCCGGCUGGACAGCGCAUGCCACGUGGAGGGCCGCAG